Messenger RNA from Carassius carassius (crucian carp), 1748 nucleotides. Its product is annotated as hepatoma-derived growth factor-related protein 3-like. The record is from RefSeq and is a predicted model, not a curated record. Lineage: Eukaryota; Metazoa; Chordata; Actinopteri; Cypriniformes; Cyprinidae. Bases 301 to 900 code for a protein of 199 amino acids. Gene Ontology annotation, biological process: regulation of transcription by RNA polymerase II. Gene Ontology annotation, cellular component: nucleus. Gene Ontology annotation, molecular function: transcription coregulator activity; double-stranded DNA binding. The transcript is spliced from 6 exons.
CUUUAAAAAAACAAACUCAUGCUGAAUUGAAACGUGCUGUGUUUGUCUGUCUGCAACAAAACGACAGAAUAAAAAUUGGAAAUAAAACGUUCCCUAAACAUUACGGCGAAAGGAUCGGGCUGUAGUGUUUAAGGAGGAAGAAGAAGAGGGAAGAGGUGUUUCUCCAGGCCCUUUCUCCUCUUUCAUUAUUUAUUUCCUUAUUAACUGCGAUCAAAACAUUGAUGGUCGAUCAUCCGCCGCUGAGCUCCAGACCCGCGGAACAUCGUGUAUUAUUCCUCGUCGGUGAGUGUGUGUGUCGCGAUGGCUCGCCCACGGCCCCGGGAAUAUAAAGCUGGAGACCUGGUUUUCGCCAAGAUGAAGGGAUACCCGCACUGGCCGGCGAGGAUCGACGAGCUGCCGGAGGGAGCCGUGAAGCCGCCAGCUAACAAACACCCCAUCUUCUUCUUUGGUACCCAUGAGACUGCCUUCCUGGGCCCUAAAGACCUGCUUCCCUACAAAGAGUACAAAGACAAGUUUGACAAGUCGAACAAGAGGAAAGGGUUUAAUGAAGGCCUGUGGGAGAUUGAAAACAACCCUGGCGUCAAAUUCACUGGUUUCCAGGUGAUGCAGCAGCAGAGCUCAUCUGAAACUGAGGGAGAAGGAGGGAAUGCGGCUGAUGCCAGCAGCGAGGAGGACGAGGGGAAGAUGAAGAGUGACAAGGUCGGAUCCAAGCGGAAAAAAAGUGCAUCCUGUAAGAUGUCGUCCAAGCUGUCCAGGAAGAGUUCGGAUGAAGAUCUGGAGAAGGAUGGCAAAGAUGAGCAGAAGAGUGGAUCAGAGGCUGGUGACCAUGACAACAACAUCCAGAACUCGUCAGACAAGACGUGCAGUCAAGGGAAUCUGUCGCUCCGGGAGGAUCAUUAGACGAUCGCCGGACGUCGGCUCGUGGCACUGAUAUGUGAUAUUGUGAAUGCAUCUUAUUAUGCUGAUCACCCCCACACAUUAUUAUCUGGUUCAGUCAAACACACACACACACGUACAGUCCAGGAGCCACAAGCAAACGACUGUCAUUCUCUUCCGCUGUUUUGAUUUCGAGUUUAGCUUUAGACUUGUGGCAGACGUACAGCUCUCAUUCCUCUCCUGUUGUGCUUCAGAUUUCUUUCUUUCACAGUGAACAAACACAUUGUAGGCCAGACGUUCAUCUGUUAAACGACUUGGCCAUCUUUAACGCUUUUACAUAAUGAGAGAAAAAAAAUGGGUGGAAACCGUAGAAUCCGUAUGAAGUGUCGUGCACAAACAGUGUCGCUGUAACUGCAUUAUCUCUGUACAUUUGAUUUGGGUGUAGAUUCUAGGAGUUCUAUACUAUUAUCCCGACGCUAGAGGUACUGUGAAAUAUCCGUUCGUGUGUUGGUGGGUUGGUUGUUUUCUAGCCUUUCUAGUGGCAUGCUGACUUCUGUUUCCAUUCCGUAGCUGUGUUCUGUUCUGAUGAUGUUCUUCUGUCCGUUUCAUCAGACGGCGCUGAUCCAGUUCUCUUCCCGAUGGAAAACUUGCCCUUGAUUUGUUAACUUUUUAUUUCUUAUCUUUGUUUAUAUAAAGAAUAUAUUCUAUUUAUUUUUGAUGAUAGUAGAUGACACACCAAUGUGGUUUUCAUUUUGUUGCAGUUUUUAUUGCCCUCAUACAUGUUGCAUUUUCGAAGUUUGUAGCUACAUGUAAUGUUUUUCCUGUUUAUUGACAAGAAUUUUACAGAAUAAACUCAUUGGAAUGCAAGUGUU